AUGCACGUCGCACACAUCGCCGCCGCACCCGAGCAGGUCGCCGCCGGUGGCCAUGCUGCCAUGUUUGGCGUUGAUGAAGCAAGGCAAGCCGCGAAGCAACACCAAUCAAGAUCGGAUCUUGCCCGGCUGAUCAGCACAGAGGGUGAUGACCAAAUUGGAGUGAUUGGUGUAUGGGGAACAAGUGGCAGUGUUGGGCACAGCUCCAUCAUCUCGGAGGCCUAUGAGAAUCCAAAUAUCAAACUUAGGUUUCCAUGCCGAGCGUGGGUCAGGGUGGAGCGGCCUUUCCAUCCAAACGAAUUUGUCCAGAGUAUAAUGGAACAGUUUCGAGCAACUGCCGUAGGUGUGGUUGAUUUUCCGUUGGAACUAGAGGCGGAGAAGGCGAGGCAUGAGUUUGCUCAUGAGUACAGUCGAUAUGUCAACAAGAAGAGGUAUCCGAUCGUUCUUACCGGAUUAUCCACCAUUGAAGAAUGGCAUCGAAUCAAAACUUGUUUGCUGGAAAACAAACUGGGGAGCCGCAUCGUAGUAUCUACGGAGCAUGUUGAAGUUGCAAGCUUAUGCCCAGGCCAGCAAAGUAUUGUAUCAGAGCUCAAGCAAUUGUCUGCUGAACAAACCAUCUAUGCUUUCUACCGGCAGGCGGGGAAGGGGGAAUUCCUGGUCCAAGCCCUCCUCUGUUCCCCUAGGUGUGGAACGGAACCAGCUCUCGGGACUGCCCUGAUGGUCCUAACUGGAUACAUUCUCAGCCUCCCUGGAUUCCUCAUCAACCUGCUGAUACAGAUGUUCUCUGCCCAGAGUUCUCAUGGCGUUACAUAUCCAUCAAAGCCAGCAUCGUCUAGCUCAAACUUACCCAACAUCGCUGAGAAUGAGAUACAAGAAGACCAAUCCAAUGAUGAUGUUGAUGGAAAUAUGACAGUGCAAAAGAGGUUCACACGCACCUACACAAUGGCAGGUGUUCUGGAGGAAUUUCAGCUUAUUGGGCGAGAGAAAGAAAAAUCUGAUAUUAUUGCACUAAUUGUGGAACAAGCUAGCACCCAUCAAUUUGAGGUGAUAGUAGUAUGGGGAAUGGGUGGUCUUGGAAAAACAACUCUGAUAAAAAAUGUUUUCCAGAGCAAAGAUGUCUCUCGCAUGUUUGAGAAAUAUGCUUUUGUCACGGUCUUGCGACCUUUCAAGCUUGAGGGACUCCUUAGGAGCUUGGCAUUGCAACUAGAUGCAAACAAGGGAUCCAUGGACUUUGUAGGUGACACCCAAAAAAACAUUGCCUUGAUGGGAGUUGCAGACUUGAUUGAAGUGUUGGGCAGACGUUCAGAAGGAAAGAGUUGUUUGAUUGUUCUUGAUGACCUCUCAUCUAUUGCAGAAUGGGAUAAAAUAUUGCCAUGUUUACAUGCAAUAAAAAAUCUGGUCAUUGUGAUCACCACAAGGCGAGAGGAUAUUGCUAAGUAUUGUUGCAAAAAAUCAGAGUGCAUACGCUUGCUCAACGGUCUUGAAGAGAAGGAUGCAAGUCACCUGUUCACAAAAAAGGUAUUUAAGAAUAAAACUACAGAUUUGGCUGAGCAACAUCCUGCAUUGGUUGAACCAGCAAAACUAAUCCUGAAGAAGUGCAAGGGACUUCCCCUUGCGAUAGUCACCAUAGGUGGCUUCUUGGCUGAUCAACCAACAAAAACUGCUGCAGAGUGGAGAAAACUGAAUGAGCAUAUCAGUGUUGAGCUGGAGAUGAAUCCAAAGUUUGAGGUCAUAAAAACAGUUCUCAUGAAAAGUUAUGAUGGCCUACCCUAUUAUCUAAAGUCUUGUUUCUUGUACAUGUCCAUCUUCCCUGAAGACCGCAAUGUUAGCCGGAGACGUUUGGCUUAUCGAUGGAUCGCUGAAGGUUAUGCGCUAGACAAGGUCACAGCAGAUAGAUACUUCAUGGAACUCAUAGAGAGAAGCAUGAUAUUACCAACUCAGCAAUCAGUUUGCAGCAUACAAGGAUUCGACUCCUGCCAGCUGCACGAUCUGAUUCGUGAUAUCAGCAUUGCAGAGUCAAUGGAGGAAAAUCUUGUUUUCAGGUUGGAGGAAGGCUACAGCUUGAACACCCAUGGCGCAGUGCGUCACCUUGCCAUAAGCAGCAACUGGGAGGGAAAUGAGCAUGAGUUGGAGAGCACCGUGGAGCUGUCCCGUAUACGGUCAUUGACAGUGUUUGGUAAGUGGAAGGCAUUUUACAUUUCUGAUAAGAUGAGGUUUCUCCGGGUGCUGGACCUGGAAGGAACAUAUGGAUUAAGAAGUCAUCACCUUGAGCACAUUGGGGAGCUUCUUCAUCUGAGAUACCUCUCUCUACGUGGGUGUGCGCACAUCUUUUGCCUCUCAGAUUCGGUGGGUAAUCUGAAACAACUUGAGACACUAGACAUCAAAGGGACGGGUAUAGCUCUGUUGCCCAGAACCACCAUGAAGCUUAGUAAGCUAUGUUAUCUCCAUGCUGGUAUAGGUAUAGGGGAUAAUGAGAACGAUUGUUUUUCAAAGUGUCAAGAAAUUUGGGAAAGGCAAUGUAGGUUAUGUGUAGCAUGCUGCUCACUUGAGAUUUCAAGCAUGGGUGGUUUUGGUGGCAUGUGUGAGGCUUGCACUAUUAGUUGCUGCAUAUUUUACCCUAAUAUCAUUAGGGGCAUAGCUCCUUCUGGUGUUAAGGUGUCAAAAGGGACCAGGAAAUUGAAGGCCCUGCGUACACUGCGGUAUGUUCACCUUGCUUGGGGAAAUGCCAUUAUAAAAGAGAUAAAAGAUCUCACCGGCCUGCAGAAGCUAGGAGUGGUCGGUAUCAACAAGAAAAAUGGUCCGGGUUUCUGUUCGGCCAUUUCCAAUCUCAGCCGUCUUGAAUCGUUGUCAGUGCGGACAGGUGAUAGCCUAAAUGGCUGUUUGGAUGGCAUAUCCACAGCUCCGGAAAACCUGCAGAGCCUCAAGCUAUGCGGCAGCCUGGAAAAAUUGCCGGAAUGGAUCAAGGGGCUCCAGAAUCUCGUAAAGCUCAAGUUAGAACUCAGCAAGCUAUCAGGGAACCUUGAAACCAUGCAAGUCCUUGGGAACCUACCAAACCUAUCCAUUCUGGGUUUGUGUGAUCGUGGUCUUCAGAUCGAUGUACUUCAGUUCCAGACUAGCCUUUUCAGAAGGCUCAUGGUGCUUGAUCUUUUCUGCACAUGGAUGAAAAUUAAAUUAGUGGAGUUUCGGGAAGAAUCAGUGCCCAAUCUUGAGUUGCUGACCCUUAGCCUUAGAGAUACUGAAGUUGCCUUCUCUGGGCUAGAACUUCUCCAAAACAUCAAGGAAGUACAGCUUAGUUUUCAUUAUAUCGGGUAUACACCCAAAUCAUCAAAAAAUGGGGUAGACGAAAGAAUGAGUAAAGGAGCGUAUGAACAUAUUAAACAAGAAGAAAAGAGAAGAAAACCCGUGCAAGAUAAACUCAGGCAGGAGUUGCAAAACCAGCUUGAUAGGAAUAAGAACCGGCCCAUCUUGAAGGUGCAAUGAGC
Molecule: messenger RNA, 3479 nt
Organism: Triticum dicoccoides
Lineage: Eukaryota; Viridiplantae; Streptophyta; Magnoliopsida; Poales; Poaceae
Product: disease resistance protein Pik-2-like
Exons: 5
Coding region: 1-3477 (1158 amino acids)
Biological process (GO): defense response to other organism
Molecular function (GO): ADP binding
Source: RefSeq, a predicted model, not a curated record